Harpegnathos saltator (Jerdon's jumping ant) is the source of this 2882-nucleotide messenger RNA. It is a transcript of the gene Vps28, whose product is annotated as vacuolar protein sorting 28. The transcript is spliced from 6 exons. The coding region runs from base 42 to 2768 and encodes 908 amino acids. Gene Ontology annotation, cellular component: ESCRT I complex. Gene Ontology annotation, molecular function: protein-containing complex binding. Gene Ontology annotation, biological process: protein transport to vacuole involved in ubiquitin-dependent protein catabolic process via the multivesicular body sorting pathway. NCBI's taxonomy places the organism in Eukaryota, Metazoa, Arthropoda, Insecta, Hymenoptera, Formicidae. The record is from RefSeq and is a predicted model, not a curated record.
GGCAGCGCCUAGUGCACGUGCGACGUUGAACGCUGUCAGUUAUGUGCACGGUCGUGCAAUUUUGCAACAUAUGGACUAUAUGUAGUUUCGAUUUCUUUUCAAUGUCAGAUUGCAUCGGACCGAGCUGUAAUCACUCUCGUAGGGGUACAUCACGUAGGGAUAGCAAGCCGAAUCACGUGAAAUGCCUGAAUUUUGGGCAAUCGAUCCUCGAGCUCGACGUCGCAGACCAACUUGGCUGCUUCGCGAUGUCGAAUGAUGUUCUCGUGAUCGACCAGAAAGUAGCUCGCAUACCGCGCACUGAGAAGAAAGACUACGUGCGCAAAUGGAUCGAGACUCAUGAGAACGGUCAGCCCGAUUUGAACGAUGAUUUGUCCCAAUUAUCUCCGGUUCUCGGAACCUCGACGACUGAAACUCGCGAGGGGUCGCCGGUACUCGGUAACAGUGGAAAACGACAUAGAAAAGGAACCUGUACAAGUAGGCACGCUGCAACGAGAAGCGUGGAUAAGACCGAAGAGCGUGGAAGCCAGGAACAGAAUGCACAGUACUCUGCAAACUGUAUGAUACAACGGGAUGAUGGAAGGGAAGGAGAAGACCGGAGCAAACAGGAAUACUUACAUAGGAUUCAGUGCACACCGCCUUCUGCAGAGAUGAUUGCUGAUGGAUCUCCUGUCCUUGGCACACGUUUGUAUUCUUAUAAGAAAAAACGGAGAAAAUUAUUGCAUGGAACAGAAGGCUGUGCUCUGUCAAAACGUUUGAAAUUAUAUAAUGAUAAAAUCACAAACAGACACACGGUGGAGUCUGAUAAUAAUUAUGACACUCUGAAUAAGAAGUCUGUAGAUCACAAUGAGUCAGAAGAAGAUUCAGAUAGUGAUGCUGAAGAAACUGUUUUCCAAAUUGAAACAGAGGAAAGUCCAGAAAGAUUACAGAUAUGUACAAAGAUGCUUUUAUCAUCAAUACCACAGAUAUUGAGCUCUGAGGAUGGCUCAAGUCAUAACAACAACAAGGCUAACCUAAGAAUAGAAAUAGAUACCAGUGAUGAAAGUAAUGAAGAAGAACAUAAUAAAUUUUCAAGUACAAAUAACAGUACCAACAAUAGUGUGAGUAAUAUUAUUGAAGAAGUCGAUACACAGGAUACGUUACCUGUCGUGGGAACAUCUCAGCUUAUCUCAUCCAAAUCUUUGUUCACCUCUGUGUCUCAAUCUAAGCCCUCGCAACUGACCGCCAAUGAUUUAAAUGCAACUUAUUGUUCCGAGGCAGAAAUAAUACAGGAUCAGAGUGUGCAUUUAUCUGCGAAGAUCUCUCUAGUACCAUCUUUGACUAGAGAAGCUACAGGGAGUAAGUCAACACAGACUCCCAUUAUUAGUACGAUAAGCACUCCCUCGAAAGUGUCCUCGGACAAAAUCAUGUAUGCGCGCCUAUUAGAUUCUGGAAAGAAACGCCCCAAGCCUAAGAAGGGAAGCAUGGUUGCAAAACUACAGUCUCUGAUCAACACGCAAAUAUCCAGCAUUCGUAUUUGGCGUCAUCGGAUGAAUAAGAAGCAUGAUGCUGUCUCAGCGCGAUUUAUUAGCGUAUUCGUGCGCGAUUGUUUCAAGCGGUUCGGUAAUCAAUUUCUAAAGGGUAUUCUAGUCGAGGAUCGUUUCAAUCUUUUACAAAACGACAUAGAAAUCGAGGAAACGGAGUCUUGUAAUCUUAAAACUCUAUCGAGGAAAGCCUCACGCAGAGAUUUGACUAUUAUGCUAGUCUGUGAUAUAGUCGGUACGUUGAAAAUGUUGUCGGAAGUUGUAAUAAAUGUUCAUCCACCCUGGGACAUUUUAGAUAAAGACAAUCUUACUUUAGAAGCAAUAUAUAUAAGCAUUAAUCACAAUCAUGAUAUAUCUGACUUGGAUCCUGGUAAGGACAAUUCGUGUACACAUGAUAAACGAAUUGUCAAAGAGUUUAACUGUCCCUGUAUAGAAGAAGAGAGAGAAUUACCGUUUUGUGCGAGAAGACCUAACGCUGAUAAACCUGAUGUGAUGCAACGAAUAUUUGAUUUCUUUUAUUUAGGGACAUAUAACUGUGAUAAUCUGAUUAUUCUACUCCAAGUGGAUUAUUGUUUAGCCAAGAUUCACACCCGUAGGCAUCACGAGAUAAUGUCAGUAGCUCAGGAUCGACCAGAAUUAUACGAAGAAGUAAAGCUCUACAAAAAUGCUCGUGAGAGAGAAAAGCAUGACAAUCAAGCAGAUUUGUAUGCUGUGGUAAAUACAUUGCAACAUUUGGAGAAAGCUUAUAUCAGAGAUUGUGUCACGCCAAAGGAAUACACAGCUGCAUGCAGCAAACUGUUAGUGCAAUAUAGAGCAGCAUUUAAGCAGGUACAGAGCGAUCAAUUUCCAACAAUUGAUUCCUUCACUAGAGCAUUCCGCUUGGACUGUCCAGCUGCUCUGGAGAGAAUCAAGGAAGACAGACCAAUCACAAUAAAGGAUGACAAAGGCAAUACUUCCAAAUGCAUCGCAGACAUUGUUUCCUUAUUUAUUACACUUAUGGAUAAGUUACGUCUGGAAAUUCGAGCCAUGGAUCAGUUGCAUCCAGAUCUAAGGGAUCUCAUGGAUACCAUGAAUCGCCUCAGCAUACUACCGAGCGAUUUUGAUGGUAAAGAAAAAGUUGCAGAAUGGCUCCAGAUCCUCGACAACAUGUCCGCCUCAGACGAAUUGUCCGACACUCAAGUUAGACAACUGAUAUUUGAUCUAGAAACAUCCUACAAUGCUUUCAACAAAAUUCUCCAUAACUCCUAAUCUUUUGUACCUAAUCUUUCUGCAUUAUCUAUAAUAUAGACCGCGAUAUAUAUAUGGGCUGUAAUAUUAUACGUUUGAACAGAAUAAUUCAACAGAUAAAUUCAACUCUUAUUA